AUGCUGCUUCAGGACGAUCGCGCCUACUUUUUGCAGCUGUUGAAAGCUGUUUUAAAGCAGGAACGCAUCGCCGGUUUGCUUCUUUCUUCAUCCACCAGCAGUUCAAGUUCUGGGAAAAAUAAGAGCGCCAGCGCCUUUGCGAAAGAAGUUUUCCAAAAGAGGUUUUUCGACGAUGCCGAAUGGCGCGGGAAACUGGUUCUGGCAGUGAAGGAGCUGGACGACCGUUUGGACAAUACGGUACAAGGUGUCGUUUUGCCGCUCCUUCUGGCCGAGAACGAUCUUCGAAACUAUUACGACGCAAUCAGCGAGCUCUUUGGAGGUGCGGCAAAGGACGAGGAAGCAGUUCAACAAAAACGCUCGGAGUGGAUGUGGAGGCCAGUCUUUGACUACUUGGCGUCGGCUAGUACUGGUGGUGAAUCGUCCCUCCGGGGCCAAUCUGCAAAGACGCCGGUUUCGUUUUGGAGAAACGAUGGGUUUCUGCCGCAGAUCAAACCUUGCGAGGAAAAGCUGCGAACCGACAUGCAGAACUGCACCCAGCAGCUACCAGUCCUUCGACUUCUGAAGGAUCUCAUUCCUUUUUACCAGGACUUUUGCGUCGACGUUGCGAGGAAAAUGUGCGGCGAGGGAAAAAUUCUCCCGGAAAUAAUAAUCACUUCCGGUGCAGCCGCGGUGGAAGGAGACGGUGCACAGCUACAAGAAAGCACACAAUCGUUCUCGGGAACAAGAAGAAUGCUUGCCUUGGUGCAUGCGAUGAAGAAUUUCUACGGCGACCGGGCACUGAGCGCAUCGGGUGUGAAAGUUUUGGCCGCAUUCUUGAGUAUACCUGAACUGCUUUCCCAUCUAGAACUUUCCUGGUUUUGUUGCAAGGAGAACAACGCGACGAGCAUCAACAUUGAGCAGCAGUUCGUGUCGCUUCUACACGACCCCGAUGGCAAAGCACAAGAAGUACUUCUAGCCGAGGUGAGCAAUCAUUCCGUUGCGAGCUCUUGGCUUUUCAUCUCCUCUUUGUUCCUCGUGUCCGGGUUUUCGACUCCUGCCGCCGAUCGACGAGUCGUUCUCUCUGCUGUGUCAAAGGCGUUGCAAGACGCGUCACCGAAGAAGUUGUCCGGGGAAGUAGAGGGCAUCGCUACGUCAACUCCACCACAAAGAACACCAGCCGCUGGUAUUUUCUCAGAAUUUUUCUGUGAAGCAGCUACGGAGGCAACCCGCAUCAGCUGUGCGGCGGAAAGAACCCCUACGUCCUCCACCACCGCCCAGCAGCGCGCAGCAGACGAACAGUUCUUGACGCAGGUCUAUACGGACAUUAUCACGCAUUGCGAGAACUGGGACGUUGCCCCGGAGAAAGUAAACGAACUUCUGUCUUCCCCGACCGCCGACUACACUACGAACGCUGAGUUCUUGCAGAAGUACAGCGGCAAGCUGUUUGAGAAGGAGAAGCUUCACAUGCUGCUGUCCAAUAUGGUGCAUGUUAAUACCGGCGCGGGAAGGGGGACUACUACUGGUUCUGACGGACCUGCUGAGCCGACAGCAAACGCAGCCUCUCCCGGAGGCUCGGCGCCAAACAAAAAAAGAAAGCUGGCUUUUUCCACCUCCUCCGCGUCAGGAUCGGCAACCGCCGUCGCUCGUUCGACCGAAAUUGAGGGGGUGAUUCGCGGACUGUUCGGCGAACAGAUCACAGCUGCUGCAGGGAAUAAAAAAUCAAGGAGCAGCGACGCCGACGGCGCAGCAUCGCCGUUGCAGCUUCCGCAGUUAGUAAACUCGUACGUUCACGACUAUCCCGAAGUGCUGCU
Molecule: messenger RNA, 1790 nt
Organism: Amoebophrya sp. A120
Lineage: Eukaryota; Dinophyceae; Syndiniales; Amoebophryaceae
Source: the annotation of a GenBank genome assembly